Molecule: messenger RNA, 7725 nt
Organism: Siniperca chuatsi (mandarin fish)
Lineage: Eukaryota; Metazoa; Chordata; Actinopteri; Centrarchiformes; Sinipercidae
Gene: cdkl5
Product: cyclin-dependent kinase-like 5
Exons: 21
Coding region: 790-4272 (1160 amino acids)
Biological process (GO): protein phosphorylation; regulation of dendrite development; positive regulation of axon extension
Cellular component (GO): nucleus; dendrite cytoplasm
Molecular function (GO): ATP binding; protein serine/threonine kinase activity
Source: RefSeq, a predicted model, not a curated record
CAGUGUGCAAUCUGUGUAUUAUUGGAGGGUGAUUAAUAUCAGGCAUAUUUAAGAUUUAACAAAGAAUGAGCUGGAUUCUAUUUCCAUCCCAAAGUUUUAUUUUAUCACAGCUCAUAUUGGAUGUUAAAACCACUGCUGGAACGCGCAGACGUCCGUGUUUCUAUUGGCUGUCCGCAGCGUCGCUCAGAGGAAUGACGAUUUUGCUGCUAUAACCAGCUGAUGCUCAGGCUAUGAACACGGAGCCUCUGAAGAACUGUUGACGGUACAUGGAUACCCCGUCAUCGGCGUUAUGCCUGCGGAUUCGGUCUCAUCUCCACCCAGAGAUUGAAUGAGUAGGAUAUUUGAUCGUUUCACGACGCCCAGGCCCGGGCUUCCCCCCCCCCUCCUGUCGCUCCACAUGAUGACAGAUUGAGCUUUCUCACCUCACACAGGCGACACAUCACAUCUGCAGGUACGACUGUGUGGAGGUUUGGAUAGAAGUACAAGACGGAGAACCUCAAGACAUGGAAUAAAGGGAGUUCGAGAGACAACUGAAACACUGUGAGUCAGAUCCAUAAAUAAAAGAAACUGACAUUUAAAAAAACAUAAGGCUAGCAGAGAGCUGUGGAGUGAGGAAGAGAGAAGCCGAAGCAGAAGACGAGUGAAGAUGGGGUGUGGUCAGACGCUUGCCACAUUUCUCCUGGACUCUACAGUUCACUCCGUCAGCCACGAGACAAAGCAGGAGUCACCUCGCUAAAACCCGAGCAGCUCAUUUCACCUGCUGGAGGAGCCCCCACCCUCGGUGAUGUGAUGAAUAAGUUUGAAGUCCUUGGCAUUGUGGGAGAAGGAGCAUAUGGAGUGGUGCUUAAGUGCAGGCAUAAGGACACCAAUGAGCUGGUGGCCAUUAAGAAGUUCAAAGACAGCGAAGAAAAUGAGGAGGUCAAGGAGACGACCCUUCGAGAGCUGAAGAUGCUUCGGACGCUGAAGCAGGACAACAUCGUCGAGCUGAAGGAGGCUUUUCGCAGGAGGGGGAAACUCUACCUUGUUUUUGAAUAUGUUGAGAGGAACAUGCUGGAGCUCUUAGAGGAACUGCCCAACGGUGCACCGCCUGAUAAAGUCCGCAGCUACAUCUACCAGCUCAUCAAAGCCAUCAACUGGUGUCACAAGAAUGAGAUUGUACACAGAGAUAUCAAGCCGGAGAACCUCCUCAUCAGCUCUGAGGAUGUUCUCAAACUCUGUGACUUUGGUUUUGCUCGUAACCUGUCAGAAGGAACAGAUGCCAACUACACUGAGUAUGUGGCUACAAGGUGGUACCGCUCGCCUGAGCUGCUGCUGGGGGCUCCCUAUGGAAAGGCAGUGGACAUGUGGUCGGUGGGGUGUAUCCUCGGGGAGCUGAGUGACGGACAGCCUUUGUUUCCAGGGGAAAGUGAGAUAGAUCAGCUCUUCACCAUUCAGAAGGUUUUGGGGCCACUUCCUGCAGAACAGAUGAAACUCUUCUACAAUAAUCCUCGCUUUCAUGGAAUCAGAUUUCCCUCAGUUAGUCAUCCUCAGACUUUGGAGAGAAGGUACCAAGGCAUCUUGAGUGGUUUGAUGUUGGAUCUGAUGAAGAACCUGUUGCUGCUAAACCCUACUGAGCGUUAUCUGACAGAGCAGAGUUUGAACCAUCCGGCCUUCCAGCCUCUGAGGCAGGCAGAGCGAGAGAGACCUCCUCCUGCGUCUCCCAACCCACCACGCUCCUCCAAGAGGAAAACACACCAUCAUGGAGAGAACACAGUUCCUACAAGGAGUCACACUAAGAGCACGAGCCGUCGCUCCAACAGCAAAGAAUGUUCCAGCCUCCCUCGCCAUGGCGACCUCCAUCACCUCAGCAACAAGAGUUUCCUUAAUGGUAACAAACCGCCCCCGUCCAGUUUAAGUCCUACACUCCACCCAAAGGGCCAGUACAUGUCCCAGACCCUCAAUCGUUCUGCCUCAUCCAACAAAGACCUGGCGAACAACAACCUGCCACACCUCCUCAGUCCCAAAGAAGCCAAAGGCAAGACAGAGUUUGAUUUCAGCUUGGGACCCUCCCCAAAGCUGCCGGACCACGGGGCCAAGUACGGCCACAGCAAACCCAGCUCCUCUCGCUCUCAGCAGCAGCAGCAGCAGCAGCAGCAGCAGCAGCAGCAGCAGCAGCAGGCCAGCCGCCAUACCUUUCUGGAAGGCAAGACCAACACACUGCAGUCUGGAGCAGAGAAACAACAUGGCCGACAUGCCCACAACAUGGCUGACUCUGCCCACGGCUCCAUGUCCUCCUCUUCUAAGAGUUCAGCCUCUUAUCUCAGCCUGUCCAAGAGCCACAGCGCACUGAGUGAUGCCAAAUCUGUAGGGAACCUCAGCGAUGGUCGACUCCACCCAGAUGACCCAAAUUCUAAUGCAACAGCAGGGGUGGGACCCGGUGCCCGUUUCUUCCCUGCCAGCUGUUUAGACCUCAACGCCCCCUCAGGUCCUCCGGGGCCACCUGGCAGCCCCUCUGCUCGUCACAGUGAUCGAUCCGGGCACAGCCCCGCCUCUCGUAGCAGCGGCAACGUCCGCAUGGAGAGCAGUACACUGGACUCCUCAUCCAGACACAAAUCCAGACAUAAAUCUUUAGCACCAGAGGAGGCCGGUGCUCCGGAGCUCUUAGACCCAGGAGGAGCGGGGAUGCCCUCCACGCACACUCUGCCUUCCCCGCAUGAGUCUUAUCAUUACGGCCUGGGCUAUACCUCCCCCUUCUCCUCUCAGCAACGGCCUCAACGCCACUCCAUGUACGUGAGGAGGGAGCGCCACCGACCACAUGGGGUCGAGGGCGGGAUGGUGGGCUUGCCUGCACCGGGGCAGGCGAUACCGACACGUGCCAGUAGCCUGCAGCUCCUCUCCCCUCAACUGCAGCACCGGACCACCCUCGCUGGACACUCAGUGAGCUCUUCAAGAGAGGACUGCACUGAUGACAUGACGAGGUCUGCUUUGACCUGCGCCUGUCCGUCUUCUCAACAGAGUGAGCAGUCCCCUAAAGACAUGAGCCACCCUUGUGCCCCCAUCAAAGACUCUACGAGGGACAACACUGCUGCUUUUCAUACACAGCGCUCUAAAAACGAGGUCGGUAUGUAUCACGACCCUCAUGGUGAGGAUGGAGGUUCCUCCAAGGAGAACCGGAUGAUCUUCACUGAGUCCAUGCCUCGGAGAGUAGGCAGCUUCUACCGAGUCCCGUCCCCCAGACCAGACAACUCCUCCUCUUUCCAUGACGGUGUCGGGCAGGGUCGAGGGCCAGUCGUACCUGUUGUACCCGGAGACCCUGUUGCCAUGGCCAACCACUCCAAACGCCAAACGGCUUUUGACUGGACAACCGCAGAGGCAAUGGUCAUGAAUCCUCCAGAGCCCACCAAAGAGAAGGAAAAGCAAGGCUUCUUCAGAGCCAUUAAAAAGAAAAAGAAGAAGACACAAAUAACGGACAUGGAGGACGGGAGGAACCCCAGCAUCAAGAAAAGCCUUUUCCCCCUCUUUAGCUCUAAGAAUAGCUUAAAGCACAACUCAGCUGUCAAAGUCCUACCUGUAGUCGCCUCGCCCAUGGUACAACACCAGCCUACCGCGCCCUACCCUGCCUCACCAGUUGCUGGUAACGGACAAGAACACCUGUCCCUGCAGAGGAGCUCCAAGUCGUCCUCUCACCACAGCAGCCGACGGAAAAACCGCGAACGAUCCCGAGACAGAGACCGGGAGCGAGAACAGAGCCGGGACCGGGACAGAGAGAGAGAGAGAGAACGGGAGAGAGAAAGAGAGAGAGAAAGGGAGAGAGAGAGGGAAAGAGGGAGGGAGAGAGAGAGAGUCAAUGACUGGCCACCAGACAAACCAGUAGACUCACACUCUCAGAGUCAACCACUCAAGUCACUCCGCAGGCUCCUUCACCUCUCCCCUUCUUCCUCAAAUCAAGGACAGCCUCUUCCUCCUCCUCCAGACCUGCGCUUCCAAGCCCCCCUCCCCAACCCCCCUCAGCCCUCCUCCAAAGUGGGCUACUCCGAGGGUCGAGGGCACGUCGACAGCAGGGGGCACCCCGGGGUGGGCAGCUCCGCCCAGGCUAAGAGCCGCAAGGCCAGCUACCCCCUCCCUGGACAGAUCGAGUCCAGCUGGCACGUAUCUGCUUUACAGCGGGCGGAGGGCGCUCAGUUCACCCCGGAACAGCUGGGCAUCAAACCAGGGCAGAACGGACCCACUUUUACCCGAGCCUCCCGCACCAGGAUGCCAAACCUCAAUGACCUGAAGGAGACUGCGCUGUAAACCCCCCCCCAACCACACCACCUCCAAUGUGUCUCCAUCCUGGAAGCAUCUGCCAGACGCAGACAUCAUGGUACUGUAGUAAAAGUUUACAUGAAAGCCUAUUUCACUGGAUCAAGUCCUCAUUCAGAAACGUAGUUAUUUGUUGAUGCUCAUGUCUCUGAAAUCUACAAAGACUAGACGUUGACAUGCCAAACACAAACACCAGUAAGAGUGUUGUUUAGGGAAUCCAAGACAGGAAAGGGCCCACUCCCUCUCGGGAUGUCAGUACUGUAUCAGUUGUACGUUAUUCUCUCUCUAAUUGACAAGGUUAGAACAUCAGAAUUAGCUGAUCUUUCCUGUCAAGGAGACACUGCCCAUGUGGCCUCUUUGCUGCCAUCUUCUGCUCACAGGACACUACAGCAACACAUCAGACAGGCGUUGUCACACUGGUGGCCAAAUAAACUCUAAUGUUUUUCAAGCUCUGAUAUUUGAUAAGAACAAAAAAAAAGAUUUAUAUCAACAUUAUUUAUUAAAUAUUUAUUUGUUUUAAAAUCAAGGAGAUAAGCUAUAAAUGACACAGUAUGUAGGCUAUAUGGGAAUAUUAUAAGGUAAUAUAGAAUUAAAUGUGUAAUUGCAAGAGCUUUAGUUUCGACACAAAGAAAUGCAUAGAUAUUUAUGUGUUGAUAAUACAAUAUGUCACAAGGAAUAUUUAAUAAUGGUGAAUGUCCUUUUUUUGUUCAAAUGGAUAUGUUAUUAACAGAUUUUCACAUUAUAUUGUGUUAUUUUUACCCUUUUUUUCUGUUUGAUUCAUCAAAAUGUAAAGAAAUAUUGAUAAAUACUUGUUGCCCAAAGUGGGGAAAAAAAUCUUGAACAUUACAUCUGGUACAAAUCUGCCCAUCACCCUCAUGACAUCAGUUUUGAAGUUUUAUGAAAAGUCGGGCUAUUUGUCAACAGGGUUUGGUAGCAGCAGAACAGCCAGAGUGAGACUGUUAGGCUCUGUGCUUUACAUACAGUAAUUGUCAGUUCACUUUAUGUCCCACUCCUGGUGUCACCAUUUUAAAAUAAGCCCCGUUUUCAGUCUCUCAGUUUGUUUAUCAGCAACAACAGCUUUCCAGCUCUGUGCUGCCAUGUUGGUUUUGUCUACAGCCUUAACAGCAAGUAACGGGCAUCAAGACUUUGUGGCCCAUUGGUGGUGAAAUGUUAGCCUCUUGAAAUGAGCUUUGACUAACUCAAAUACAACAUCUAAGAUAGUAGGAGAGCACAUUGCAAAUAAGCAUACCUCACCUACAACCUUUAAGAUCUUAAACUUAAACAAUUUCCCAAUGUCAACAAAUCCAAUGAAAAGACCAACAACCUACUAACAGGUGUGCCUGUGUAUCUAAAACCUGAUAUAGCUUAUUGCUCUGUGCCAUAGUUGUUAUCCAACUUAUUAAAAACACAUUAGUGAGCCACACUUUUGCGCUGGGUGACAUUUUCCUUCAUUACCAUGAACCAGGGCACUGUAGUUUAUUUUGGAUCAAUUGCACAUACUAUACACCAUCUUGGUGCUGUAAAUGCUCACUAGAAAACCAAAUGUGUAUUAAUCCACAGCUGAAAAUAGUCCCUUACAAAUGCGCUAUUUACUCAUGUUUGAGUAACUACAGUGCACAGCUUUUUUAGGAAAUUACUUAACCUUUUUUAAAUCUAAAAGUAUAUAAUUGUGACCCCUUUUAAAAAAAAAGAUUUUCGUCUUCAGCAUGAUUUAGAAAUUUAAAAAAAUAAAACUAUACAUUUGUGAAUCGUUUUUAAAGCUUUACAUUUUCAGUAGGAACCAACAGUCUUUAGGGACAGGCUGGGGAAUUCAGAAAGUAUUGAAAGACAGACUAAGACCACGUUCAGACUGACAGUAACCCUGCAAGAAAAACGCAGCCCUCAUAGCCGGGGUGCCAACGCAGGGGGCGCAGGCAAAACAAUGCAUGCCGCGACGUCACUCAAAUACAUACUUGCGCACAUUGCUGAUAGAUUACUAGUUGCUUGUAACAUGAACGGUGUAUUUCUUCUUUUUAUUUCACAAUUGUUGUAACAAUAGAUAAAUUAACUGCCGCCGUGAUAACUUUCCAGGGUUGUAAAAUCCUGAUUCAGAGUAUUACAAAUUAUAGUGUAUUGGCAUCUAAUAAGCCUUUAAACACAUUAAUCUCUUACUCCAACAACCCCACCAACACAGCCCCUUGCAUUGUUUUUACACAGGCUGUUUUGGGGCUAACACAUUGAUGGUUUUGGUUUUUUCAUGGGUAUUUGUUGACAAUGAGAAAGAUAUGGAACACCAGACUUAUCCGUUAAUGUGUGUGUUUACAUUUUUCUGUGUGCAUUUUAAAAGCUUGUGUUAUCAAAGUUUUUGUAAAUGCCUUUUGUAAAUCUGAAUUUGGUUUUCAUACUGUAUUCACAUUACAACUUUUAUUUUUAAUAUUAAUAGUCAUGAUCAGGGAUGAUUUUACCUAACUAGGUUAUUCUUAAAAGCAUUUAGGCUACUUGUUGUCUACUGACCUGUGGAUGAUGAAAAAAAGCUGAGUUGUAUAGAACAAAAAACUAUUUGUGGCCUAGGCAAAAUAUACAGCAUAGCUUUCCUUCCAGUCUUAGCUUUAUUCUUCGUUCCUUCCUCUUCCUCUGUUGUUUUAAAGCAUCAAGAAGAAAAGCUUUUAUAUCACAGAAAGAGGGAAUGAAGGAAAGAAGGAUGGAUGCAUUUGUGCAAAAUUAAAGACAGCUGUGGACUAAAGUGAAAGUUUAGUUUCGGAGAAUUUCAUGUUUUGUUUCUCAUCCGUUCCAAAGGAUGAAAAUACACUAGCAAAAAAAGAGAAAAAAAAACGAAUGAACCAAUUGACUCUAUGGCUGAUUGAUAGCAAUAACAUUUAGAAAGAGACUCAGACUGAUGCAGAUUGUACUAGCCAAAUCAGUGGUUAGUUAAAUUGGAGCCAAAUAUAGCACAGAGAAUGAUUUCGAGUAGGAGACUGUGAUUAAAGCAAGUGUCCACAUAUAAUAUCAAGACAUCGCUCUGCAAUACAUUUUUUUAUUUUCAAUUUGUCCUUGAACAUGACCCAGGACAGGUAAAACUGCCCCAUGUGUUGUAUUGUGUAAAAUCCUUAUCGUUAAUGAUUGUAAAUGACUGCUGACGUGGGUUUGUCUAUGUAAUUAAUGGGACAGAGUGAUGACAAAGCUUGCCUUGCCAGUGACCCGAAGCCUUAUAUUAGCUUACUGACUCACCACUUCAGAUGGAAAUGGAGGCUUCAACCACCAGUAAGUCACAUACACUGAGAACUGAGAUGAGAAGAAUUUUUGUUCACAAAUAUGAAUGUGUUUCCUAAAACAUCAGUUCUUUUUUUUUCAUUAAGCUGUUUCCCAUUUCUUACAGGGUGUAAAUAGAAAUAAUAGAGUGUAUCUAUACUGACCAUUCUACUUUAAAAAUGAUAGGAUCUCAUAAUAAAACCAACUGUACAUUUU